AGGCAGCGUCUGUCGGGAGAGAAAAAGUGACUGCGAUAUCUAUCGAUUUUCUCGCUUGCUCCUAGUCAUUGUCUGUGUGUUUCAUCGUACACACAAGAUAUAUAGCUAGCGAAUCCGUAGGCAACACUCGUAAUGAAGAUUUGGACUUCGGAACACGUAUUCGAACAUGAUUGGGAGACAGUCGUGAACGCUGCAUGGAGAAAAUAUCCAAACCCCAUGAACCAGGGUGUCACAGGCAUGGAUGUCUUGAGGCAAACGUUGCAAGCUGGAAAGAUUUUGUCAGAAAGACUUAUACAGUCACGUUUUCAAAUUCCAUCAUGGGCCACAAAGUUGACAGGAUUUUCCGGAACACAAUACUCACACGAAUAUACAGUUAUCGAUCCUCAAGAACGAACGAUGUCACUAACUACGAGAAAUCUUAAUUGCUCUUCAUUUCUUCGUGUAGACGAGAAACUCACUUACACUCCUCUUCCUGAAGAUCCUUCAAAAACAAUUCUCAAACAAGAAGCUAUCGUCACUAUAACUCUGCCAGCAUUCGUAGAUUACUGCGAAAAAGCCUUCAUAGGGGUUUAUUCUACAAAUGCUACGAAGGGAAGAAAAGGCGUUGAAUGGGUCAUAGAUCAAUUGAAAAAUGAGUACUCAGACAUCUCAUCCAAAGUAUCUUGCGAAGUACAAGGAAUGCAGGAGAAAGUUAUGAACGCUUUCAAGAAUGUGAACCAACCGACGUCGCCCAUCUCACCUUGAAUAGGUGUGGUUAGAUUAGACGUACUACUAGGGACAGGAGUAGCAAUUUUCACAUUAUUGUCUUCUCUUCUAGUUCAUAUCAUUCUCUCAGAUAUGGAUUACCUCCUUGUUCUCAUCACAGGUUCUGUGACGUACUCCUGGUAGCAGUGUUUUGUUUUAAUUGAGCCCACGGGUGUAAGUAACUGGAGUUUAUGGCUCAGUGGACUGAGGCAAAUCUGAUCCAAA
Molecule: messenger RNA, 969 nt
Organism: Cylicocyclus nassatus
Lineage: Eukaryota; Metazoa; Nematoda; Chromadorea; Rhabditida; Strongylidae
Source: the annotation of a GenBank genome assembly